Lotus japonicus is the source of this 1977-nucleotide messenger RNA. Its product is annotated as nucleobase-ascorbate transporter 3. The record is from RefSeq and is a predicted model, not a curated record. Gene Ontology annotation, molecular function: transmembrane transporter activity. Gene Ontology annotation, biological process: transmembrane transport. Gene Ontology annotation, cellular component: plasmodesma; plasma membrane. Lineage: Eukaryota; Viridiplantae; Streptophyta; Magnoliopsida; Fabales; Fabaceae. The transcript is spliced from 14 exons. Bases 194 to 1852 code for a protein of 552 amino acids.
AAUCCACACUACUCUACUCUUUCAUUUCAUUCAUUCAAGCUUUUUAUUUUUAUUUUUAUUUUCAUCAACUUUUAUUCUUUUUUCUUCUUUCCUUUCUUUUAUAUAAACACCAUUCUCUUCUUCAUUCAAAGCCUUUUCACUUCAAAAAAACUCUCCUAAUUUUCUCUCUCUGUCUCUCAGAAUUUGGCUGCAAAUGGGUCAUGAGACUGAUAACCACCACCACCAUGCUCCGCCGCCAGUUCAGGCUCCACCGCCAGGUCCACCACCACCGAACUUUGGACUUUCCAGGGGACCCACUUGGGCUCCUGCUGAACAACUCCUGCAGCUGGAUUACUGCAUCCACUCCAAUCCUUCAUGGCCGGAAGCACUGCUACUGGGUUUUCAGCACUACAUUGUGAUGCUUGGAACAACUGUUCUGAUUGCUACCUCCCUGGUGAAUCAGAUGGGUGGGACUCAUGGUGACAAAGCUCGUGUGAUUCAGACUAUGUUGUUCAUGUCUGCCAUCAACACUCUGCUCCAGACUUGGUUCGGGUCGAGGCUUCCAACUGUGAUGGGUGGAUCGGUUGCUUACAUUCUUCCUGUGAUGUCGGUCAUAAAUGAUUAUACUGACAAGACGUUCUCAUCUGAGCAUGAGAGGUUUACCUACACAAUCAGAACAGUUCAAGGAUCCCUGAUUGUAUCUUCUUUCGUCAAUAUCUUCCUUGGGUAUAGCAGGGUAUGGGGGAAUUUAGUAAGGUUGUUUAGUCCCAUAGUCAUUGUUCCUGUAGUAUGUCUGGUGGGUCUUGGCGCGUUCAUGAGAGGCUUUCCAUUGCUUGCGGAUUGCGUGCAGAUUGGACUACCUAUGCUCAUUUUUCUGGUUUUAAUGCAACAGUAUCUGAAGAAGAUUCAUCCUAAAACUCAUAAUGUACUUGAGAGGUAUUCUAUUCUUCUUUGCGCCGCUCUCAUCUGGGCUUUCGCUGCUAUCCUUACUGUGGCCGGUGCAUACAACAAUUCCAAAACAAAAACCCAGUCGAGUUGUCGCACGGAUCGCUCAUUCCUGAUGUCUUCUGCUCCUUGGGUUAAAGUUCCAUACCCAUUUCAAUGGGGUACCCCCAUAUUCAGUGCUGGUCAUGUCUUUGGGAUGAUGGGAGCAGCACUUGUCUCUUCUGCUGAGUCUACUGGUACAUACUUUGCUGCCGCAAGGCUUUCGGGUUCAACACCCCCUCCUCCACAUGUGAUCAGCCGAAGUAUCGGGUUGCAGGGCCUUGGCAUGCUAAUUGAAGGCAUUUUUGGUUCCGUUGUUGGUACUACUGCAUCUGUUGAAAAUGUUGGCCUACUUGGUCUAACUCAUAUAGGGAGCAGAAGAGUGGUGCAAAUAUCAUGUGGCUUCAUGUUCUUCUUCUCUAUUUUUGGAAAAUUUGGAGCCUUUUUCGCCUCGAUUCCCCUGUCAAUAUUUGCUGCUAUAUACUGUGUUCUAUUUGGUAUUGUGGCUGCUAUUGGGAUUUCAUUCAUACAGUUUUCAAAUAACAAUUCCAUGAGAAAUAUUUAUAUUCUUGGCUUAUCCUUGUUUCUUGGAAUCUCAAUCCCACAAUAUUUCAUCAUGAACAUUUCACCAGAUGGCCGUGGUCCAGUUAGAACAAAUGGUGGAUGGUUUAAUGACAUUUUGAAUACCAUAUUCUCUUCUCCCCCAACUGUGGCCAUAAUCGUUGGGACUGUUCUUGACAACACACUGGAUGUCAAACACAAAGAGGACGACAGAGGACUUACAUGGUGGCGUCCUUUCCAGCAUAGGAAGGGAGAUGUUAGAAAUGAUGAGUUUUAUCGCUUUCCUCUAGGAUUAACUGAAUAUAUUCCUUCAAGGUUCCGGCCAUGAGCAUAAAUGUUAAAUCUUCAUGCUGAAUGACCUUGUUAAAUAUGGACAAACAAAAUUAUCUAUUAAAGGCAAAUAGCCAAAUUUUACCUUAGCUUAUAAAAAAUAUUAAAUGGAUUCUUGUGACA